This is a messenger RNA of Mytilus trossulus (common blue mussel), 1013 nucleotides long. RefSeq lists its product as uncharacterized. Lineage: Eukaryota; Metazoa; Mollusca; Bivalvia; Mytilida; Mytilidae. Bases 203 to 514 code for a protein of 103 amino acids. The transcript has 2 exons. The record is from RefSeq and is a predicted model, not a curated record.
ACCCCUCCCCAAAAAGUGACAAUUAUACAUUGAAAUGUUUUACUUAUUGAUACUUUACCUUUUCCGUAUAUUCUUUCGAAUCAGCUGAUUGACAUUUGCAUACGUUAUUGCUAAACACCUACUACAUACUAUGAAAUGGCUACAUCGUUCUGACUUUUAGAGAAAAAAAACCUGUGUCUGUUACCUGUGAUACGUAAACAGUAUGCAACUAGAUUUAUUGUCUAAAUGUGGAUCUAACAUUAUUGUUAUUGCAAUACUUCUACUAACAAUCAAAAGUAAUUUCCACUGCCGCGUUAUAAAGAAUGGACAAUCACUUGGUCAUUUAAAGAAGGAAAUAGUCCAAAGAAAUAAAAGAUAUACAUUAAGUAUACCAAAAAUGCAUUUAUGUCAAAGAUCAUUUCAGCGAUGUGGGAACGGGUACGGAGGUUGUGGUGGACACUGUCCUCCAGGGAGAAGAAACGUCUGUUCAAGAUCAAGGGGAUUCUGUAUAUCUGUGCGAAUGCGAUCAGGAUAGACAUCGAGUGUUUUCUAAGGGAACACAGGACUCUUGCUCAAACUCAUUGUAUUUAUUUAUGAUUUCAUUACAACUUAGUGGUAUUCACUCGUUAAACAGUUAGAAAAUUGUUGAUAUCUGUAUUUCAGUAAUCAUUCAUUAUUUCUUAAUAUUAUCUAUUUAUGUCAAGGUUUCAUGUUCUUUUGAAAUAAGUUCAUCUUUAAAGAAUGACAAUACGCCUUUUUAUCAUGUAUAUGAAUAAGCUCAAAUAUCUUUAAGGUAAAAGGAUGUGAUUGAUGAUAUAUCAGUUUCGUUUGAAGGUUUUUUUUAUUAGUUUUAAGGUAUAAUUCUCUGUAUUGUUCUUACGUUCAGCAUAUUGCAAUAUCUUAUCAAUUCAUUCCAAAAUUAACAUUAGCUGAAGGUGUAUCUAUAAAUAUUUUGGAUAACAGAUAUCCUUCUUUAGUAUUUUUCUUCUCAUAUUGAUUUUUGUUUUGAUGUACUAUAAAAUACUAUUCACGAA